CCCUUUCAGCCCGCCCCUGUCAACAUCCACACACAACAGUGUGCUGUCUCUGUUCCAGGGGAGAAUAUCAGCUUUGCGCAGGGAGGAGAGGAUUAGCUCAGCCACUCAUCUCAUCUGCAUUUACGUUUCUAGGGAAGCACAUGAGCAUCCAAGGCUGCACCCCCUUUUGUAUAAAACCUGGCACUCCAAUCAUAGAGGCUGCACUUGAUCUUCUGUCACUGCUGUGUGAAGAUUCAAAGACUAGAGUUAUUCUUUUUUUUUUUCCUUCUUCAGCUGCAUUUUGCAUACUUUUUUCUUUAUGCUCUAAAAGCGCAUUGAUGUCAGAGAUGUGCUCGUUUAACUGGGAAAAUGCGAGGCGUAUUGUUUGACAGUUACUUCCUUUGAAAAUCAAGGAGGCGAUCCUCGUUUUUUUUGGGACUUUUUCUCCACUUCCUUCUUCAUCUUUUUGUCCUGUGCGGGGACUCGAGCCUUAGGAUGCCAUCUCGAGAGUCCUACGACGUUCAAAAGAAAGAGAAGCCUCUGGUGCAAAAGGCCAAGCGAGAGGCCAAUCAGGAGGACAUUCUGGCGGCGGCUCUGGGAAUGAGGAUGGGGCCACAGAAACCUUCAGCCACUUUUUGGCAACCACUUAAACUGUUAGCCUACUCGCAGCUCACCUCACUGGUCCGCAGAGCGACACUGAAGGAGGUCGACCAAGAGCCCCGGUCUGAAAAAGUCCACAACUUCAAGGUCCACACCUUCCGGGGGCCUCACUGGUGUGAGCACUGUGCUAGAUUCAUGUGGGGGCUGAUGGCUCAGGGGGUCAAAUGUUCAGAUUGCGGUAUGAACGUCCACAAAGAGUGCUCGGCUCAGGUGCCCGACGACUGCAAGCCCAGCCUGAGACACGUCCGCAAGGUUUACAGCUGCGACCUGACGACCCUGGUGAAGGCCUACAACACGGCCCGACCCAUGGUGGUGGACAUGUGCAUACGAGAGAUCGAGUCCAGAGGACUGAAAUCAGAGGGUCUCUACAGAAUAUCUGGAUUCAGUGACUCGGUGGAAGAAGUCAGGAUGGGGUUUGAUAAAGAUGGCGAGAAGACAGACAUCUCAGUGAAUGCCUAUGAAGACAUCAAUAUCAUCACGAGUGCGCUGAAGCUGUACCUCAGGGAUUUGCCUGUUCCUGUAAUCUCCUACGACGCUUACCCCAGGUUCAUCGAGGCCACAAAGCUCACCGAUCCUGAAAAGAAGCUGGAAGCUUUCCGGGAGGCUCUCGCUCUGCUGCCACCAUCCCAUAAGGAAACUCUCAAGUAUCUCAUGGCCCAUUUAAAAAAGGUGACACAGAAUGAGAAAUUCAACCUGAUGAGUGCGGAGAACCUCGGCAUUGUCUUCGGGCCCACCCUCAUGCGUGCGCCCAACCAGGACGCCAUGACGGCACUGAACGACGUCCGCUACCAGAGGCAGGUGGUGGAGGUGCUCAUCAAAAAUGAAGACAUGCUCUUUUAAGCUCUGAUCAGGACUUUUGUGAGAACAUUUUCCAGCUGUUGUUUUGUGUAAAGACUUUUUUUGUAUUAUAAUGAUGGAUACUUUUCUUCGAAUUUCUUGCAUACGGACUAACAUCUGUUCUGGGUGCAGAUGAUGCACCUUACACCUAUUUCCUGGCUCCCCAUUUUUGUCGGGGUUUUUUUUUAGAAGCUGAUAGGCCAGCAUGCAUGGUGCGAGGCCUUUUUUAAUUUGUUGUCGUAACUUAGCACGUGUCAAGAUUGUGAUUUUGCUUUAGUCUGUCCUGUAGUUUGUAGUCAUCGUCCACAUUCCUUUCUGCCUGCUCUGCCGUCAUUUCUGUGACACUUUGUACAUCUGGAUGUAUAAAUAAGCUACUAAAUUUUCUUAGGUGAUUUUUUUAUGAUGCUGUAUUUUUUUACCUCUUUGAUCGUUUGUAAGUGAUCCACAGUUCUUAGUUGAAUCUACUUUCUGUACGUAAACACUGGUGCAUUUGCCUGACGGUAAAAUUUUUAUUGUGCUAUGAAACGGCAUUAUCUGUGAAAUUAAUUUUGUACUGUAAUGUUUUUUCUACACAACCUGUGCAUGAUUACUUUAAUUUAUUAAACCCUACUUUGAAAAACUAUUCCUGAAUUAUUGCCUUAAUAAACAAUCAACAUCA
Fundulus heteroclitus (mummichog) is the source of this 2134-nucleotide messenger RNA. It is a transcript of the gene chn1, whose product is annotated as chimerin 1. Gene Ontology annotation, biological process: signal transduction; regulation of GTPase activity. NCBI's taxonomy places the organism in Eukaryota, Metazoa, Chordata, Actinopteri, Cyprinodontiformes, Fundulidae. The coding region runs from base 475 to 1479 and encodes 334 amino acids. The record is from RefSeq and is a predicted model, not a curated record. The transcript is spliced from 7 exons. Gene Ontology annotation, molecular function: GTPase activator activity.